This is a messenger RNA of Apis mellifera (honey bee), 6888 nucleotides long. It is a transcript of the gene Shal, whose product is annotated as potassium voltage-gated channel protein Shal. The record is from RefSeq and is a predicted model, not a curated record. Bases 3349 to 5196 code for a protein of 615 amino acids. Lineage: Eukaryota; Metazoa; Arthropoda; Insecta; Hymenoptera; Apidae. Gene Ontology annotation, cellular component: voltage-gated potassium channel complex; membrane. The transcript is spliced from 7 exons. Gene Ontology annotation, biological process: protein homooligomerization; potassium ion transmembrane transport. Gene Ontology annotation, molecular function: A-type (transient outward) potassium channel activity; protein binding.
GAGCGAAAGCGGGACCGAUAGACGAGGAAGGUGCGCUCGCAUUGAGGGAAAGGAUGAAGCGGGACGGAGGAUGGGAAACGUUGAGGUAGAGCGGCGAUGGCAGGAGGGGAGGGGGGGUUGAAGAUGGCGUAAAGGGUAGGGUGGAGGGAGGAAUGACGUCAUAGUUGAGGGUUGCCCGGGCAACGGGGAAGCGGUUCGCGUCGGGACACCGUCGUGCGUCGCCACCGCCGCCGCGACGUAAAAAUCAAUUUGGACCUUGGCUAGGUGACCGUUCGCUCGGCGCUGCGUCGCGGCUGCUCCGGUGGCUCGAGAGCACCACGCUUCCCUUCCGGAGCUGCCGGUUACCUCGCCACCGAGCGAGCGAGGGAACGAACGAACGAACGAACGAACGAACGAGUGAGCGAGCUAGAAAGCUAGCUAGAUAGCUAGGCAACCGACCGACCGACCAGUCGACCGACCGACCGACCGACCGACCGACCGCCUGACCGAUACCGCACCGCGAGCAGCAGCUCAGUCGCGAGUCGUCAACCGAGCGGGUACGCCAGACGGUAGAGAACGCGUCUGCCAGGCGAGCGUGUCCGCUGACGCGCAUCCUUCCAUUCGUCGCACGCGGCCGACCAGCCGCACACACGCACACGCACACACAACACAUACACGUACAUACAUACAUACAUACAUACAUACAUACACACACGCAUUCUCUCUCUCCCUCUCUUUUCGAUACUUUUCGAUACGUUUCCCUACGCAACGAGGACAAUGAUCCACGAGGAGGAGGAGGAGGAGGUUUCGUGCCACGCUGAAGUCGAGCAUCGGUGAAGUCAUCGGUUGCCAACGAGUUUUCUUCUCUUUUCCUCCCACGGAUCGUGGGAAAACGUGGUGGGCCGAUCGGAGUUUUUGUGCGCAGAAGGACGCGACAUGGAACGACGCGAGAGGACGACGCGUACCAUAACAAGGGAGUUGGAGAAACUCUGCUGCGUGUAAACUCAACGCUUGUAAACACACGGAGGAGAGAGGGAGAGAAGGUUCUCGGGGCCGGAUUGUUCCGGUCGAACAAUCAGGAGGAGGUCGCGGGAGCGCCGGCUUCCUGAUCUUCCUCCCUUCAUUCGUAAAUUGUUCCCCAGAGGUGAGGUCGAUCGGAGCGUAUCGCGGAGAGGCGAAGAGGGAAAAAGAGCGGAUCAAAGGUUCGGGGAAAGGGGCGAGCGGCUUGUGAAUUUUUCGAAGGAUUAGUGAGUAGUUGGACGAGUCGAGGAGAGAGGGACGAGUUCUCCGAGUUUUUUCCCGGUUUUUUUCUCGGAUCGAGUCGAGUCAUGGGACAUCAUGAGCUUUGUGAAAAGAUGGACGGAUUGAUCCGUCCGUUGGCGAAUGGCGAGUAGAAUGACGGCUGGUCGAAUGGUAACGUACGAACGUUAAAUCGAAACGCUGUGCUCUCUCUGUACGGAGUUGUGGUGUCACGAGGAAGGAGUCCACGGUGUGACGCAUGCGACGUGCCGUCUAUCGCGAGAGAGCUGUGCGUCGUGGAAAACAUCUGCGCGACCGGUGAAGCUUUUAACUCGUGUGCCUCCCCGCUCCCUGACGUGUUACGUCGACGAACGGAAUCAGCGUGGUCCUUGCGUGCUGUGUGAUCCGCGACAGGCCUCGAGCGAGUAAAAAAAGCUUGCGCGUGCCAAGAACGAUACAGGCUGAAUCAGCAGCACGGCCACUCACUGCUCGUUGAACGUUUCGCGGACGAUGCUCGCGAGCCACGUCGAAGAGGAAACCGCGAAAAUAUAUUUCGAUAUACUCUCGUUCCCCGGACGUUGAAGCGUCGAACGUUCGAAAAAAUUUCUCCUCUUAAAUCCUCUUAAUCUCGAAAACAUUCUUGGCGAGAAGAGAGAAACCGGAGGAAAGACGAAGGUAGCAACAGCAGCAGCACCAGCUUCUCCUCGUUCUCUUCCGACAAAAAGAAGAAAGAAGAAAACAACGACGUGAUCCACAGGGAUUGAAGAGUAGUAUACAACAACGUCGAUUUAUCUUAAAAAAUAUAAUCGGAUGGAUCACGCGCUUCUCGCGACAAAAGGUGUCUCGAAAAAUAAUCUCGUGAAUAAAUCGAAGUAUCAUCGGGACUCGUCGAUUCGCCGCGUGGUUUCGAAUCCAUGAAAAUGUUUCCGAAUACGUGGCCGUGCUUCGACACUUUGUGCUACGAGUGAAUGGAAGCGGAAAGGAUCGGUCUCUUUCCGUUAUAUUCCGCGACGAUGUAGCAGGAUCGCGUCUCGACGUAUUCUCGAGGAUACUUUGGCGUAGCCCGGUAGUUGUUCGACCCGUGCAAGACUGGAUAGAAGAAGGGGCAAGAAGAGGGGAAGAACACAAGAACAGGUGGAAGAUCUUGAAUCUCUCUCUUGAGAGAGAGAAAGAGAGACGACAUAUUGGUAUCGAUGAUGGUGAGGGGCAAGUUGGCAGGAGGCGAUCGGUGCUCGCGACUCUGCGUUGCUGCUAGCUUGCUGAUAUCGCGAGUCAAGUAGAUGCAAUAAUAUAAAAUAGGAAGAAAAGCGUGGAAGGAAUGCCGUGGUACGAUGACGGAGCUGGUGAUCGCCGUGCACGAUCUUAGGAUCGCGGUGUCAUUGCCGACGUCGUCGUGCUCGUCGUCGGCGUCGUGGUCGUCGUGGUCGUCGACGCGUAGCUGGUGGGAACGCUGCCGGUGUUGCACGACCAGCUAAUACAGACGGGCAGAUCGUUCGAAUGGCGACAGGUCUCGGGCAAGAAGAGCGGAGAGCGGAUGUUCGAGAUUGUCGGGGACAUUUAUAACGAUCGAACGAUCCGUGGAAUCGAAAUCGUGGGUUAAACAUUUUUACCUGUUCCGCUGCCGGCACACUUUUCUCCUCCUCCGGGAGAGGAGGGAGGGAGGGAUUCCUCCAGGAGUUGGAGCCUCGAGUUUUAGCCGGAUUACUCGCGAUUCAGAGGCGUCGAGCUAAACGCGGAGCUCGCGUGGGAGAAGCAGGAUCAAGAACAAAAGAAGAGGGAGACGCGCGAAUGCGAAAACCACCGAGGAUCGCUACGAGACAUCGAUACGAGAUUGAUCGGGGAACGUGGCCUCGUACGCUGGCCGAGGGAAAGGAAAAGCGAGAAAAUUAAUUAGAGGGAUUAAUUGUUGGAACGACGAUGAUGAACGGUGAACCGAAGAAGGAACAUUGAGGGGGAAGAGAAGUAGUAAUAAUCGCAGUGAAAUAAUAAUAAUAAUAACAACAGUAAUAAUAUUAAUACAUUAGUAACGAUACUAACGAUAAUAAUAAAAAUAAGAAUAAUAAGAGAAAGAAGGAGAGAGGAAAGGGUGGGAAAACUUGGGAAAGGAAGAAAGCUAUUCCACCUUCGAGCAUGGCCUCGGUGGCGGCAUGGCUGCCGUUCGCUCGUGCGGCGGCGAUUGGUUGGGUGCCGAUCGCUACACAUCCACUGCCACCGCCGCCGAUCCCCAAGGAUCGUCGCAAGGCCGACGACGAGAAAUUACUGAUAAACGUGAGCGGCCGUCGCUUCGAGACAUGGCGGAACACCCUCGAGAAGUAUCCGGACACUCUUCUCGGCUCGAACGAGCGCGAGUUCUUUUACGACGAGGAGAGCAAAGAGUACUUCUUCGACCGUGAUCCAGACAUAUUCCGCCACAUAUUGAACUAUUACAGGACCGGCAAGCUUCAUUACCCGAAGCACGAAUGCCUGACGAGCUACGACGAGGAGUUGGCGUUCUUCGGUAUACUGCCGGACGUGAUAGGCGAUUGCUGUUACGAGGAUUAUCGGGACAGGAAGCGGGAGAACGCGGAGCGUUUGAUGGACGACAAGCUGAGCGAGAACGGGGAUCAAACUCUUCAGCAGUUACCGGACAUCAGGCAAAAGAUGUGGAGGGCGUUCCAGAAUCCACACAUCUCGACGGCGGCUUUGGUAUUUUAUUACGUAACAGGAUUCUUCAUCGCCGUGAGCGUGCUGGCGAACGUGGUCGAGACCGUGCCGUGCGGUAAUCGUCCGGGACGCGCCGGUACGCUUUCAUGCGGCGAGCGUUACAAGAUCGUGUUCUUCUGCCUGGACACCGCGUGCGUCAUGAUAUUCACCGCGGAAUAUCUGCUGAGGCUGUUCGCGGCCCCGAGCCGGUGCAAGUUCGCGCGAUCCGUCAUGUCCAUCAUAGACGUGGUCGCAAUCCUCCCGUACUACAUCGGCCUCGGUAUCACCGACAACGACGACGUAUCCGGUGCUUUCGUUACGUUGCGCGUCUUCCGUGUGUUCCGGAUCUUCAAGUUCUCGAGGCACUCGCAGGGGCUCAGGAUCCUCGGCUACACGUUGAAAUCGUGCGCCUCGGAGCUCGGUUUCCUAGUCUUCUCCCUCGCGAUGGCGAUCAUCAUAUUCGCAACCGUCAUGUUCUACGCGGAGAAGAACGUCGAUGGAACGAACUUCACCUCGAUACCUGCCGCGUUCUGGUACACGAUCGUCACGAUGACCACAUUAGGGUACGGUGACAUGGUUCCGAAAACGAUCGCGGGAAAAAUCGUGGGGGGUGUAUGCUCUCUCAGCGGUGUCCUUGUGAUCGCUUUACCGGUGCCUGUUAUCGUCAGUAAUUUCAGCCGAAUAUAUCACCAGAAUCAGCGGGCCGAUAAGCGAAAGGCGCAGAGGAAAGCAAGAUUGGCACGGAUCAGGAUCGCGAAAGCGUCGAGCGGGGCGGCCUUCGUGAGCAAAAAGAAGGCGGCCGAGGCACGUUUGGCCGCGCAGGAGAGCGGCCUUCAGCUGGACGACAAUUACAAGGAGGAGGAUAUCUUCGAGCUGCAGCAUCACCAUCUGCUUCGUUGUUUGGAGAAGACCACGGAUCGCGAGUUCGUGGAGAUGGAGGUGCCCUACAACGGUGCCCCGAAGAGGCCGGGCUCCCCCUCGCCCCUCACCUCUCCCGCGCACAGCACUGCCUCGAGGGGCGGCCUGCUGCACGCCUGCUGCGGCCGCUGCUACCCCCAACGUUACCAGAGCUUGUCUUAUCAGCUCACCUCGAACGAGAGCAAGGAUAGAGUGGUGCUCGUAUAUGAAGACCGUAUACAAGUGCGGAAAAAGGACCUAAAGAAGCGCGGUUCCCACACCUGUGACAUGCAGGCCCUACAGCCACUUCCGGUCCCAACCACCACAACCACCAACACCGCGCCUGCCAUGACUAUUUCCGGUGGCCAGCCACCGCUUCCGGUAUCGGAGACCGCUUGAGUCGAUCACCGAGACCAAUCACGAUCACCAUAUCCAUAGUUAUUAUGAACAAAAAAAGAAAAGAAAAGAAAAGAAACGAAAAAAAAAGAAAAAAGAAAAAAGAGAAAAAAUAAUAAUAACGUCACCUUUAACAAAAAAAAAAAAAACACCAUCACCGUCCUCCUCUUCUACUCGAUGAAAGAACAAUGGCCGACCGGCCGGAAGAACGGCUGCUUUUAAUUUCAGUAGGAAAAGAGAGAGACGGAUCGAUGGCGCCCCAAGCGCCACGAUCUAUGAUGAGAGAGAAAGAGAGAGAAAGAGAGAGAGAGAGAGAAAUUCCACGGAAGGAGAUUAGAUAGAAAGGAGAAGUUAAAAAGAAAAAAGAAAGAGAUAUCGUUGGACGAAGGAAUAUUAAAAGGAUCGGCGACGAUCCACGACGACGUCCCCUCGACGAGGAGGACGGAAGCCGCUCGUUCUCGAAGGGGAUGGAUUCCGCGCUCGGCUCGAAGGUGGAUGGAAGACGUGAACCGGAAGAAGAGGAAGCUCCUCCAGCCUCCGUCGAACCCGGAAUUCUUCGCAUUUUCGAGGAUGAAGAUUCGCGAAUGCACGCACACGCGUCUGCUGCACACCUUCCUCUUUCACUUCUUUCCACUCUCACCACAUGGAUGGAUCGACGAAUUUUUAAACCCCGCCUUUUACGCGCGCGCCAGCUGAACCUGCUUCUUUCUGCUCGAGGAAUACCAUGGAAAGGAAAAAGAAAGCGAAACGAGGAUAAAGAAGAAGAAGAAGAAGAGGAAAGGAGAAUAAAAAUCGGAUGAAAUGGUUGGAAACUCGAUUCGUCGACGCGUGAUCGAUUUUUAUCUCCGCGCGGAACGCUUUUUCAAUGGCGGAAAAUGACGCGCGGCACGAUGAUUUCCGGCGCAACUGGCGCGCGUUUCCACGGCCCUCGUCAUUUCCGGGAUCCGGCGCGUCGAUCAACCCGCCCGGAAAACGAGCGUAGUCGCGACUAAUACAUAUAUAUAUAUAUAUAUAAAAUCGGUCGAUCGAGUUUCCACUCACCAUUCCCCUCCAACCUUUCUUGCCACGAGUUCCAAGAGGGACGUCGUACCUCUCCGUACCUCUCGAUCAUCGCUUCUUAACGGCGAGUGGAAACCUCGAAAUGAAUAAUAAAUAAGGGUGGAGGGGAAGGAUGAUCGUAUUUUCACGGAGAAAUACGGUCGAGCGUAUGGUGUACUGGUCACUCUUUCUAGACGAGUCCCUGACUAGUUCGUAAGGAUAUUCGAUUUUUAAAGAAAAAUAAAAAAGAAAAAAAAAAAAAAAAGAGAAAUUCGAUCGAUCCACGAAACGACGCAGUUUCUUGUAUUAUACGAGGUCUCUUAAACUGGUUAGGUUUAAUUCAGCGGACGCUUGAAUACUUACGCGAGUGUACGUGGCAUAAAGGGUUGAUUGAUUACGAUGGUAAGGAGGAGAAGAGGGGGAAAUGAAAGGAUUAUCGUGGCCUUUGCGUAAAAAUGAGCGUGGAAACGAUGGGAAGGGAGGAGAUAUAAAUCUGGAUACGUUUCGAAGUAUCCUCGAUAGAUGUCGAUUGGUUGUCCGAUGAAGUAAUGAUCGAGGAAGGAGAGGAACGAUCACGUCAGGGGCCGCGUACUCUUGAUAAAUACUCUUAAAAUAAAGUAAGAUAUGAUGCCCUCGUUCUUUCAAAGAAAAAAAAAA